This is a messenger RNA of Astyanax mexicanus (Mexican tetra), 953 nucleotides long. RefSeq names its product transmembrane protein 97 (gene tmem97). The record is from RefSeq and is a predicted model, not a curated record. The transcript is spliced from 3 exons. NCBI's taxonomy places the organism in Eukaryota, Metazoa, Chordata, Actinopteri, Characiformes, Acestrorhamphidae. The coding region runs from base 114 to 650 and encodes 178 amino acids. Gene Ontology annotation, cellular component: endoplasmic reticulum.
CAUUGUUUUUCCUUGCCGUUAGCGUAGCGUCUGCAUACGGGCACCGGAGGAGCUCAUUCAGUACUUGUUCAGUCAGUUUCACCGGUAGUUUAAGAGACAUUUACCUUUUUAAAAUGUUCCUUCGAGUUCUAGAGAUUAUAUUCUUCCUAUACUUUGCGUCGCACAUUCCCAUCACCCUCUUCAUUGAUCUGCAGGCGCUGCUGCCCGAACAUGUUUAUCCUCAAGCACUGAAAGACGUCCUGCACUGGUAUGCUGCGGAGUUCAAAGAUCCAAUGGUGGUGGAUCCACCCUUCUGGUUUAAAUCCUUCAUAUUCUGCGAGGCACUUGUUCAGUUACCCUUCUUCCCCAUCGCAACAUAUGCAUUCCUAAAAGGUAAAUGCAGAUGGAUCAGGACUCCAACGAUAAUCUACGCUACACAUGUGGCCACCACUUUGAUCCCUAUUCUUGCACACAUCCUUUACCAUAACUUUCCAACGGCUCCUUACCCGGGUCCUCAAACCAUGAAGGAACGCUUGACCCUUGUGUCUGUUUAUGCUCCAUAUCUCCUCAUUCCCCUCAUGCUGCUAUUUACUAUGCUCUUUAGCUCAGCAUAUAACAGCUCCCAACCUCAGAGUGGGAGAGCUUUACAGAAAACCAAGAAAAUGAAGUAAUUUAGAUCUGGCAUAAGCCAGUUUGUCGAGUGUUUGGAGACCUGUUUGUGACUAUUAUCGAGGAUAAAACUGUGCCAAUUAUGGGCAACCCUCUUUUAAAACUCAACAGCCCUUUUUAAAUGGGAUCAAAUAGUAUUUGAUAGGGAUGGAAUAAAUAUUUGGCAGCUAAAAUUAUUUGGCUAAAUAAUUUUAAUAAUUUGUUAUUUAGCCAAAAAUUAUUUGGCUAAAUAACAAAUAUACAAUUUUGUAUUUCUGCUGACAUGGUAAAAAUGUUAAUUGUUUAAUAAAUCUUUGUAAAUGUUA